UUGUUGUAUUCCUUGUUACUGCAAAUAUCAACACAGCCAGUACUCAGCCUUAUAUUAAUCCUCAACACCACGCACAAACUCUCCAUAAAUUCUGCUUUUGUUCUUCAAUCAUCUUUCAAAAAAGACCUGCUCAAGUUUGACAUGGGUAAUUGCGGGGUAUCUUUUUCCAGAGAGGCUAAUCCUCUACUUCUAGUACCACCUCCAUCCACAAUCCUACUUGCUCAGUUGCAGCUCUACUACAGAGAUGUCAGCUACUACUAGUGGUGCAGGCAAAAGUCAAUUUUCAGAGGCUGUUAUUGAAGGUGGAGAGGAAGCAACUGCAUAUGGACAAAUUUUGGAGACAAAAAACUUGAAAGUAUUCAGUUUUGCAGAUUUGAAGCUUGCAACUAAGAACUUCAAGCCUGAUAAUUUGUUAGGGAAGGUGGUUUCGGGAAACUUUAUAAGGUUUGGAUUGAUGAGAAGACGUACUUAGUCUUCUAAAAGUUCUGUUGGAACGGUGGUUGCCAUCAAGAAAUUGAGCCCAGAAAGUAUCCAAGGGUUUGAACAAUCUCAGACAGAGGUUAACAUUUUAGGAUGACUUUCUCAUCCCAGCCUUAUCAAGCUAUUGGGAUACUGUUGGUAGGAUAAAGAGCUGCUCCUUGUGUAUGAAUUCAUGCAAAAGGGAAGAUUUAAAAAUCAUCUUUUCAGAAGAAUCCUUCCAUUAGACUAUGUUCUUGGGAUAUUCGGAUUAAAAUUGCCAUUGGAGCAGCUUGAGGACUAGCUUUUCAACAUACUUCAGAGAAGAAAGUCAUUGAGCGAAAUUUCAAGGCCUCCAAUAUACUGCUUGAUGGGGCCAGCUCAAGUUUGACAUGGGUAAUUGCUGGGUAUCUUUUUCCAAAGAGGCUAAUCCUACUACUCCUAUUACCACCUUCAUCCACAAUCCUACAAGAUCAGGGGUGUCAAACAAUUCAAGCUACACUACAGAGAUGUCAGCCACUAGUAGUAGUGCAGGCAAAAGUCAAUUUUCUGAGGCUGUUAAUGAAGGUGGAGAGGAAGCAUCUGCGGAUGGACAAAUUUUGGAUAAACCAAACUUGAAAGCGUUCAGUUUUGCAGAUUUGAAGCUUGCAACUAAGAACUUCAGGUCUGAUACUUUGUUAGGGAAAGGUGGUUUUGGGAAUGUUUAUAGAGGUUGGAUUGAUGAGAAGACAUUUGCUCCUUCUAAAAGUGGUAAUGGAAUGGUGGUUGCCAUCAAGAAAUUGAACCCAGAAAGUUUGGAAGGGUUUCAAGAAUGGCAGACAGAGGUUAACUUUUUAGGAAGACUUUCUCAUCCCAACCUUGUCAAGCUAUUGGGAUACUGUCAGGAGGAUAAAGAGCUGCUGGUUGUGUAUGAAUUCAUGCAAAACGGAAGCUUAGGUGAUCAUCUUUUCAGAAGACAUCCUUUCAUUGAACCGCUAUCUUGGAAUAUUCGGCUUAAAAUUGCCAUUGGAGUAGCUCGAGGACUAGGUUUUCUACAUAGUUCAGAGGAGAAAGUCAUUUACAGAGAUGUCAAGACCACAAAUAUACUGCUUGAUGAGUACUUCAAUGCGAAAUUAGGGGACUUUGGCUUGGCGAAAUUGGGGCCUGCUGGUGGAAAGUCUCAUGUCACAACCAGGGUUAUGGGCACGUAUGGCUAUGCUGCUCCAGAAUAUGUUACAACAGGUCAUCUGUAUGUGAAGAGCGAUGUAUAUGGCUUUGGGGUCAUGCUGCUAGAAAUGUUGACAGGUUUAAGGGCAUUUGAUACAGAGCGCCCCAGAGGAGAGGAAAAUCUGGUUGAUUGGAUGAAGCCAACGCUUUCCGGAAAGAAGUUGAGGAACAUAAUGGAUGCACGGAUUGAGGGGCAAUAUUCAACACAAGCAGCACAACAGGUAGUACAGCUUUCUCGAAAAUGCCUAAACCUAGAUCCUAAACACCGCCCCUCCAUGAAAGAAGUUGUGGAGAUUUUGGAGCACGUUGAAGCAAUGAAUAAAAAACCUAGGAACUCGGUGUUUAUGUAGCACCCCAAACUUGAAGAAAAUUUAAAUUGAAAUUUUACAUAAUCUAUGACACUACACUUUACAAAA
Molecule: messenger RNA, 2078 nt
Organism: Mangifera indica (mango)
Lineage: Eukaryota; Viridiplantae; Streptophyta; Magnoliopsida; Sapindales; Anacardiaceae
Product: probable serine/threonine-protein kinase PIX13
Biological process (GO): protein phosphorylation
Molecular function (GO): protein kinase activity; ATP binding
Source: RefSeq, a predicted model, not a curated record